Molecule: messenger RNA, 5103 nt
Organism: Oncorhynchus masou masou (cherry salmon)
Lineage: Eukaryota; Metazoa; Chordata; Actinopteri; Salmoniformes; Salmonidae
Gene: slc45a1
Product: solute carrier family 45 member 1
Exons: 8
Coding region: 942-3377 (811 amino acids)
Biological process (GO): transmembrane transport
Cellular component (GO): membrane
Molecular function (GO): sucrose:proton symporter activity
Source: RefSeq, a predicted model, not a curated record
AGGAAAAGGGACGGAGGAUAAAGAAGGGAGAUGACUGCAUCUAAGGAAAAAACAAACAUAUUUCUCUCAUCCAACGUAAAUAUUCUAAAUCAUAAAUAUGAUUGACUUGUUUACCAACAGAGAAUACUGAAAUAAAUGACAGAGAAACGGUGAUAAGGUAAUUUCUUUAACGUUUCAAUUUGCACGCUCUGCCCUGUCUAGGACCAUGUGUUAAUUCGAUUGAAUAAUCUUCACCUUGACUCGAGAACAAAAAUGUUUUCAAGUCAACGAGCAUAACGUCGAUGACAAUUGGAAAAUAAAUGAUGACAAACCAGACCUAUCAAGCCGUAGUCACAUGCCAAGCAUGUUUAAUGUUUAAGGACGUGUGUUUCACAAAUAAAUAAUGUGUAGCCUUGCAUGUUAAAACGUAUUAUUUGAGACGAUUUGUGCCAAUGGCUUUUUAUGGCUCCUACGCAUCCGAUUAGCUUGGAACAUGGGCAAAAUACAACCAUGAAAAAUCUAAACGGAAAAAGCCACGGUGAGCGACGAUGCCGCAUACCACACUGCUGUACUAGAGCACAUGGGUUUUGUGCACAUCACCAUCAACAUGCACAUUUGUUGCAGUGCGUCUUGCCCAUGAGGAGUAUAGUGCCAUCAUAGGCUGGCAGUGGCCUUACCGCCGAUUACCUUGGUGUCUACUAUUCCUCUCCUGUUUUACAGUACUAGCCAUAUGAGCAGAUGUUACCUUGAGUGUCCUCUAAAAGUAGCUUGCCAAAGCUACUAAUACUUUAUGGAUGGAAUUACUGCAAUUCUGUUAUUGAUAUGCCUCCUUACAUCCUUACAGUAAAGUAUUCCUCCUCAUACAAUGGUACAUUUAUCUUUUGAACUUUAAUGUGAUUGCAUUUUGAUCUAUGAAUGAGAAUCUCCUAGUGUGUCCAGAGUAAACUGGGCCCAGCAGAGUGAUGUCAUCUCCAGGAAUGGGCACCCCCAGUGACCCCCUGUUGGCCAGCCCAGGAGGGAGGUCAUCAGAGAAGUCAUUGGGUGCCACAAAUGAUGGCCUCUGGAGGAGCUCCAUGCCCAAGACUGUCAGCUUCCCAUCGUCUACCACACGCCUCCUGAGUCACCGUGCCAACAACUUCCAGAGACACCCGAAGCGGCGGAAGCUUAUCAGACCGUCCCCGCCCCCCCCGCCCAACACCCCCUGCCCCCUAGAUCAGCUGGACCUCAGUGAGAUGCCUCCUCGCCGCACCUUCCCUGAGCUGCUCUUCAACGGCUGUGUCCUGUUUGGCAUUGAGUUCAGCUACGCCAUGGAGACGGCCUAUGUCACCCCUGUCCUGCUACAGAUGGGUCUGCCCGAAGAGUUCUACAGCCUGGUGUGGUUCAUCAGUCCUAUAUUGGGAUUCCUGGUCCAGCCUCUCCUAGGAGCUUGGAGUGAUCGUUGUACAUCCCGCUUUGGCCGUCGGAGACCGUUUAUUUUAGCCUUGGCUGUUGGAGCUCUGCUUGGUUUGACAAUGGUGCUGAAUGGGCGAGACAUUGGAGCUGCGGUGGCAGACACAGCAACCAAUCACAAGUGGGGCAUCAUACUAACUAUUUGUGGAGUGGUUCUGAUGGACUUCUGUGCGGACUCGGCAGAUAAUCCCAGCCACGCCUACAUGAUGGACGUGUGCCUGCCAGAGGACCAGGACCGUGGCCUCAAUAUUCACGCACUGCUGGCAGGCCUGGGUGGUGGAUUCGGGUACAUCGUGGGUGGAAUUAAUUGGGACCACACUGAGUUUGGGAGGUCAAUGGGAGGUCAACUUCGAGUCAUCUACAUGUUCACCAGUGUCACAUUAGUCAUUGCCACGUGCAUGACCCUCAACAGCAUCCCUGAGCGGCCCCUGCCAAAGACGCAGCCUCAGAAGAACUCUAAAAACUCUCUAAAGAGCCCCAUCCUCCCUCUGCCUCCCUCUCCCCCCGUCCCUCCGGGGGCAAGCCUGGGAUUGGAGGAGGAAGAGGCAGAGGAGAGGCUUUAUAGCUACCAGUUCUCUGAACCCUGCCCCUCAAACCCCAACCCCAUGGCACACUCCUGCAGUGCCAAUGCACGCCUCUGUGCCGGCCUCACCAGCCCCAUCUCCCCCCUCAGCCCCCUUACUCCUAAAUAUGGCAGCUUUAUCAGUCGGGAUAACUCUCUCACUGGCAUCAAUGAGUUCGCCUCAUCCCUGGGAACCUCCUAUAUAGACAGUGUGCUCAUCGACUGCUACACCGGACAGCCAUCUCCACAGCCCCUUGACCAGGACACUGCAGCCCGACCACUGCCUCCAGGGGACACCCCACCUCUCCAGGGAUCUCAACCUGGAACUGGGUCACAGUCUGGAGCAGUAGCCCAGGCUGGAGCACUAACCGUGGCUGGGACAGCGACCCUGGCUGGGGCAGGAUCCCAGGCCGGGGCUCAGGCCGGGGAGGCUCAGAUGGAGGCAGGGUCCCAUCGAGGUUCGUCCGCUGGUAUCCUGAAGCGCCCUCAGAGCCUUGCGCUUGUGGAGGAGCCAAUGGUGAUCCAGAGUGAAGGGCUGGAAAAUGGCCGCAGAAGAACCGUCACCUUCAGUCAGCAGGUGGCAAACAUUCUGCUGAAUGGGGUGCGCUAUGAGAGUGACCUGAGUGAAAAUGUGGAGACAGCAGAUUCACAGAUGUCAAUGAGGCUACUGUGUAUCGCCAUCUACAGGAUGCCUCCGUCACUGCGCAGCCUAUGCACUAACCAUUUCUUGGGUUGGCUGUCCUUUGAGGGCAUGCUGCUGUUCUACACUGACUUCAUGGGGGAGGUAGUGUUUGAGGGAGACCCCAGAGCACCCCAUGACUCUGAGGCCUACCAACGCUACAAUGCUGGGGUCAGCAUGGGCUGCUGGGGCAUGUGCAUCUAUGCAUUCAGUGCUGCCUUUUACUCAGCCAUACUGGAGAAGCUGGAGGAGCGUUUUUCCCUCCGCUCUCUCUAUUUCUUUGCCUACCUGGCGUUUGGCCUUGGCACGGGCCUUGCUACACUCUCCACCAACCUCUAUGUGGUGCUGUCGCUCUGUGUCACCUACGGGGUGCUCUUCUCCUCUCUGUGCACACUGCCUUACUCUCUGCUGUGUGAAUACUACCAGAGCCCACAGUUCUGUGGCUCGUCAGAGGAAGGGACCAGGAGAGGGAUGGGGGUGGACAUCUCUCUGCUCAGCUGCCAGUACUUCCUAGCUCAGAUCAUAGUCUCCGUGGCGAUGGGACCUCUGACCUCGCUGGUGGGCGGGGCCCAGGGAGUGAUGUACUUUUCUAGCGCGAUGUCAUUUGUGGGCUGUCUGUACUCCUCCCUCUGCGUGGUGUACCACCUGCCCCCCCCUGAGGGUGAGCCUUCCGAAAGUGAGGCCCAGCCACUACUGGUGCACAUUUAGACCCCCCCCUUGUCUCACAUUGCACUACACACUAUCACACUGCAGCCUUCUGUCACAACGCUCACCGCGUAUAGCCUACACACUCUGUCUCUCUGCAAAGCAUAUACAGUACUGUACUCUCUCGCACUACUUAGCAUAGCUCCUCUUAGAGCUUAGACUGACAGAGGCCACCGUUCUGCGGUGUCAGUGUGUUAUAGUGUGUCCAUGUAUUUCUCUCCCAUUAUUUCCACUAAAAAGCGGCACUUAUGUUAAUUUUGUGCGUGCCUAAAUAAUUACGGCCCUACAGCUCCUAUUCCCCAGGACAUCAGGAAAAAAAUUAAACAAUCUUUGAAGGGGUUAAUUGUUUUGGCCUCGCCUAAUAUAUGCAUGCGCUGUAGCCUCAAUGCCCUGCAUCUUCUGUUUUGGUCUGAUGUCCGAGGGAAUGUCUACCUGCCUGUUUCUCUGUCAGCGCACUAUCAUCCCACUGUAGGCAGGCUUAGGGACUGUCUGAAUGUGUCACCAAUGACCUUUUGCUUGAAGCCCUGAAUUCAUGUAAGCACAGUAGCAUAUCUACAGUACAUUUACACACACAUGCAAGCCAUAGGACCACCCUCACUCAAUGUAGUUUGUACUAUGUGAACAAUAAAGAGCCAAACUGUGCCUCUGAGGUUUUACAUCUUUCACACAAGGCACUCAGAUUAUUAUGGUCAUUAUUUAUUACCAUUUUGACUUGACACUCACUAAUGCGUUUACAAACAUACACACAGAGAUGGACCCUUUACUAAGCCAUGGACAUCACUCUGUCCUGUCACCUUGCUCCUGGCGUGACUGUUGUAAUGACAGUGAUUCUUGUCAUUACCAGGAAGAGAAGUUGAAACUGGGGUGUGAUUCGGCAUUCCAUCGGAAACCGAACAAAAAAGAAGAACAACAAAUCUGUUGUUUUGGUGGCAAGAAAGAAUUCAGGAAGAUGCAUGUGAACUAUGCUUAAGAUGGCGCUGGACAACUUUGAGGGAAGACUUUUGGGUUCAUAUUUGCCAACAGCAAGUGCUUAUUUUCACCGCUAAGGCGCAUGCUUUAGUUAAGGUUUAAGCUUGUUUCACCACACGACCCAAACUGGCUCACUGGUGACCCUCUCACAUUUGAGUUAGUUAUCCAGUCUCAUCACACGCUGCUGCAUUUAUUCACUCAAUUCAUUUGAUUAUAAACAGCUCAAAUAACAUUUCAUGUAAUCAGCCAAUUAUAAAACAUUGGUGAAAUCAUAAUUACUUUUCAAUUGAGAAAAUCUAUGACAGGCUAAAAAAACUUGUUCGGCAUUUCAUACCUUGAACAUCACUUAGUUGACACCAAGACUGUUUCCGGGCAUUUUUUUAAAUGAAUUGUUAUCAAUAACUCAUGCCUGCGUUCAGCUUCAUUUGUAAGUUUCACUAAAAUGCCCACCACCGUGAAACACCCCACUGUCAUGAGUCAUCUAGAGCUGAUGCCUCAGCGGAAUGUUGAUCAGGGUCUACCACUAAAGCCUCCAUAACAGACUGGACACGUGCCAUGAUGAUGUCAUGUUUCUGACUGGUUUCUUUUGAGAAAACAGCAACUGUAUGGAUCAUCAUGCUGUUGCAACUUGCUUCAAUUCAACACAUUUCUAGUAUUUUACAAUAGUGUUUUCUGAUGUUCUUCAUCCUUAAUUCCAAUAUUAACUGUAUUACUGUAACAGCUACUUUAGGGUUGAGUUCAAUUAAAAUGAUAAUUUUUA